Messenger RNA from Eufriesea mexicana, 3261 nucleotides. It is a transcript of the gene Myo31DF, whose product is annotated as Unconventional myosin ID. The record is from RefSeq and is a predicted model, not a curated record. The transcript has 15 exons. Gene Ontology annotation, biological process: actin filament-based movement; actin filament organization; endocytosis. Lineage: Eukaryota; Metazoa; Arthropoda; Insecta; Hymenoptera; Apidae. Gene Ontology annotation, cellular component: plasma membrane; actin cytoskeleton; myosin complex. Gene Ontology annotation, molecular function: actin filament binding; microfilament motor activity; ATP binding. Bases 108 to 3161 code for a protein of 1017 amino acids.
GCGAAGACGGUGUGUUCAAAGGAGCUGGACUCCGGUGAAAAAAAAGUCGUGUAUAUUUAUACGUAUAUGGAACCAUAAGUCGUUCAAAUACAUGUACUAUUAGAAAAAUGGCAACGCAAGAGGAAAUUGGUAUUGGAGAUUUGGUUCUUUUAGACGAAAUCACAUUGGAAAAGAUUGUGGAUAAUUUACGAGUAAGAUUUAAUGGUGGUAAAAUUUACACAUACAUUGGAGAAGUAUGUGUCAGUAUAAAUCCAUAUAGAGGUAUAAAUAUAUAUGACAAUGCCUAUAUUAAUAAAUAUAAAGAUAGAGAAUUAUUUGAAAAUCCACCACAUAUUUUUGCAAUUGCUGAUGCAGUCCAUAAAGAAAUGAAACAACAACGCCGUGAUACUUGUAUAGUAAUAAGUGGAGAAUCAGGAUCUGGUAAAACAGAAGCAAGUAAAAUUAUCAUGAAAUAUAUUGCUGCAGUUACUAAUUUAAGUGGACAACAAGAAAUAGAAAGAGUAAAAAAUAUUCUUAUUCAAUCAAAUUCAAUAUUGGAAGCUUUUGGAAAUGCAAAAACAAACAGAAAUGACAACUCAUCUCGGUUUGGAAAGUACAUGAAUAUAGAUUUUAAUUUCAAAGGUGAUCCAAUUGGUGGCCAUAUUACUAAUUAUUUAUUAGAGAAGUCCAGAGUUGUAUAUCAGCAAAAUGGUGAACGAAAUUUUCAUUGCUUUUACCAGUUGUUAAAUGGUUGUAGUGAAGGAGAAUUAAAUAAAUUACGUUUAGUACGAGAUUCAGCUGCAUACUUCUAUGUUGGUGCUGGCAAUUGUAAUAAAGCAAAUUCAAGUGAUAAAACUGAGUAUAAAACAGUUACUUCUGCCAUGUCUACUCUUGGAUUUACUCAAAAUGAAAUGCAAACAAUCUGGAACAUUAUUGCUGGGAUAUUACAUCUGGGUAACAUUACUUUUAAACUUGUUGAGGAUAAACUAUCCAUUGAAAAUAGAGCUGCUUUAAAUGAUACAGCAAAUUUAUUUUCUAUUAGUCCACAGGAAUUAAGUACAGCUCUUACACAAAGAGUUAUUGCAGCAGGUGGAGAAGUUAUGCAAAAAACACAUACUUCAACAGAGGCAGAAUAUGGUAGAGAUGCAUUAGCAAAAGCUAUAUAUGAAAGAUUGUUUGCUGACAUUGUAUCUCGUGUUAAUACCACAAUUAAUGUAAAUGAUGCAGAAAUUAAUAAAAAAUACAGAACAGUAAUUGGAGUACUUGAUAUAUAUGGAUUUGAAAUUUUUGACAUAAAUAGCUUUGAACAAUUCUGUAUUAAUUAUUGUAAUGAAAAACUGCAACAAUUGUUCAUUGAAUUGGUGUUAAAACAAGAACAAGAGGAAUAUAAAAGAGAAGGUAUAGCAUGGAAAAAUAUUGAUUAUUUUAAUAAUCAAAUAAUUUGUGAGUUAGUAGAACAACCACAUAAAGGAAUUAUAGCAAUUAUGGAUGAAGCUUGCCUUAAUGUUGGGAAAGUUACAGAUGAAAUGCUUCUGGGAGCUAUGGAUAAGAAGUUAUUUGAUCAUAAGCAUUAUACUUCUCGACAGUUGAAACCCAUGGAUAAAGAACUUCAACAUAAAAUUCAAUUCAAGAUUAAACAUUAUGCUGGAGAUGUAAUAUAUAAUAUUAAUGGCUUCUUAGAUAAGAAUAAAGAUACAUUAUUCCAGGAUUUUAAACGUUUACUUUACAAAAGCAAUAACUCAAUAAUUAGCAAAAUGUGGCCUGAAGGAGCUCAAAAUAUUUUAAAAACAACAAAAAGGCCUUUAACAGCUGGAACUCUUUUCCGUAAUUCCAUGAUAGAUUUAGUUAAGAAUUUAACAAGCAAAGAACCAUUUUAUGUUAGAUGUAUAAAACCUAAUGAAGUUAAAUCACCAGUUGUAUUUGAUGAAGAAAGAGUAAAUCAUCAAGUACGAUAUUUGGGUCUUCUUGAAAAUGUAUUAGUCAGAAGAGCAGGUUUUGUAUACCGUCAACGAUAUGACACAUUUUUAAAACGGUAUAAAAUGAUAUCUCAAUAUACAUGGCCAAAUUUUAGAGGUGGUAGUGAUAAAGAUGGUGUAUGUACAUUAAUGGAUGAAAAAGGUUUUAGUAAUGAUGUAAAAUAUGGUCAUACUAAAAUAUUUGUUCGCUCGCCUCAAACACUUUUUGCAUUAGAAAAGGCACGUAGUGAUUUGAUUCCAGAUAUUGUAAUAUUACUACAAAAACAAUGGCGAGGAUAUUUAUGCCGUCAAAAAUACAAAAAGAUGAAAGCUGCGCUUAUUAUAAUGAAACAUUAUCGAAAAUAUAAGAUGCAUGCCUAUAUUAAAGAAUUAGAAAAGAUGUUCCAAAAUGCAAAAACUAUGCGAGAUUACGGCAAACAUUUAACUUGGCCUCGUGAAAAUUUUGCUGUAAGACAUAUAAUAUUUGCUUUAAAAAUGAUGUACGGAAGAUGGUGGGCAUGGAUGAUUCUUAGACUUAUUCCUAGAGAAGAUUGGCCUCAGUUACGAUUAAAGAUGGCUGCGGGAGUAGUUUUGCGUUCGAAGCGACUUCAUUGGGGACAAGAUAGACGCUGGGAAGGGAAUUAUCUUUCAAAACCAGACGAAAAUCCUCAAAGUGAUAUUUUUAAUUCUUCAAUAAACAAUCUUCGUAAUACCGACCAUUUUAAAGCAGUCUUAUUUAGUGCAUUUAUUAGGAAAACCAAUAGAUUUAAUAAAUCAAAUGAUCGUGUGUUAGUAGUUACUGAGCAUGCGAUAUAUAAACUCGAAAGUUCUAAAUUUAAAAACAUGAAAAAAGGCAUGCCAAUAAAAGAGAUAACAGGUUUAAGUGUAUCACCUGGCAGGGAUCAACUUAUAACAAUUCAUUCAAAUCGAGGAAAUGAUUUCAUUAUGUCAAUCAUUGCUAAAGAUGACAGAGUUGGAGAAUUGGUUGGUAUUUUAAGCAAUAAAUAUAACCAAUUACGUUCUGCUGAUCUACAAGUUACAGUAGAUGUAAAAUUUAAGUGUAUGCUAGGGAAUAAGAGCAAAAUAUUACGAGUAGAAGUACAUCCUGAAGUUCAUGAGCCAAUGUUCAAAAAAGAUGGUGAUAAUAUUAUAUAUGUUAUUCCACCGUCAGUCGGUAUAAUUGAUGGAAGUACUAAUACAAGGUUUCACUCUAGAACCACUAAUUAAAACGGUGCUGAAGCUGCCUUUUUAAUAUUCUGUUAUAUAUAUUAAAAUUAAAUUAUUCCAUAUGCUAAUAAUGUUGUAACAGAUAUAUAUUUUUUUUUGG